AUGCCUGUUGAAAAACUCUGUUGUAUGGGUCUUCUACCUGAAGUCUCAAUGACUGGUAGUGUAUGCAGCGUGGCUGUGGACACUUCUGAUCUCUUAGUUCAGUGUUUUUGUGGCUGUAGUCAUUGUUGUUUGGGAACUGAGAUUCAACAAAGUGUACCUGUUCGUCAGGAAUUAAAGGAAGCUCGGCCUCUCAAACACAAGCAUAAGUCACAGCAUCAGCUUGUGUCAUGCUCCCAAGAAUCUCAACAAAAAACAAACCCUUGCUUUGAGGAUUUUGAGAAAUCAUUUGGAUCAAGAAAAGACAGUGCUCCUAGAUCUUUUACAUUAAAAAGAAAAUAUUUCAAAUGUGAUUUGUGUAAAAGUGAAUUUACUCGGAAGCAGUCACUAACUGUACAUUUGCAAAAGCACAUGUGCCAGCAACGUCAGGAAAAUGUUGACACUUCUAAUAGGUCCGUGGCAGUACCUUACAAUAAUUUAAAAGCAGCACACAGUGAAGCUUUGUGCCAUCAAGGACAUUUGAAUGAUGUUAGAACAAUAAAACAGUCUUCGUGUAAUGUGUGUGCAAUGGUGUUGAGUAAACCAAGUUCUCUAGCCACACAUAGAUCUGUGCACUCAGGAGAAUGCAACCACAUGUGCAGCAUAUGUGGAAAAUGCUUUGCCACCCAUGCCAGUCUACAAUCUCAUGCUGUGAGCCACAGGAGCCUCAAGGCCUUUGUGUGUGCACUGUGCGGGGCUGCAUUUUCUAAGAAAGACAGCCUCACUACUCACUUGAGGAAGCAUACUGGGGAGCGUCCAUUUACUUGUGACAUCUGUGGAGCAGCUUUCAACAGGCGAUUCACUCUCAAAAAUCACCGAGCCCUACACUCAAGUGAACGGCCACAUGUUUGUGCUGCAUGUGGCAAAGCAUUUUUGACUCGCGCAGCGCUCGCUGCUCAUGAGCGCACUUCACACACAGGAACACAACCUUUGUCAUACACUCCUCGGAAGCGCCCUCAGGACUGCCAGUCUGUUGUAUGUGACCAGUGUGGUAAGGUGUAUUCCAAUGCUGCAAAUCUACGAAUUCAUAAACGCACGCAUACUGGAUUACGGCCAUUUUUGUGUUCAGUAUGUGGCACUGCUUUUGGAAAAAAAUAUACCCUUCAGUGCCAUAUGCGUCAUCAUACCAAUGAACGACCUUUCUCCUGUGAAGAUUGUGGAGCAGCAUUUUUUCGUCGCAGUACCCUGGCCACACAUCGACAUCGUCAUACAGGAGUACGUCCCCAUCGAUGUAAACUUUGUGGCCAAGGAUUCAUUCAGAGUGCAAGUCUUGUGUACCAUCUGCAGCACCAUGAACAUGCUACAGAUCUACAACAGUCUACAGCUGCUCAAAAGACAUCUAGAAGCCAAGUAACUCUUGGUAGAACUCCCAGUAGUUCAUCAUAGUUGCCAAGACCUUAGUUUUGUGCAGUGAGAAAAUGAAAUUUGAUGUUUAUUAAAAAUGGUAAUUUUACAUUUCAAAAAUCCUUUGGUCUCUGAUUUGCAGUCACAAAAAUAAUGCCAGGUAGUAGUACAGAAAUAAAAAAUGUUAACUCCCAUAUGGACUAUCACACCAUCUCGAAAAUUUUGACAGAUUCUAAAUGAUCUUGGCUGUCCAGGUGAUGCCGCGUCGAAGGUUGUGUUGUUGGCAACACAGCUAUCAGCGCGGCGUCACCGGAACAGCCAAGAUCAUUUACAUAACUCCGGCUGCGAAAGCCUACAACAGCAACAGGUUCUGUUUUCACAUCAGAUUCUAAUACUUUGCUCUACUUAACCCAAGAGAAGCAGACUAUUUCUGUCAGGGAUAACUGUAUGCUUCAGUUUUCUCAAUCACUUAAAACAUGUUUCCUCAUGAGUAAUAUUUAUCCAGAGGAUGAAGGAAAAAAAUUCUUGGACAAAAUUACCAUACCAAAAAGAUAUGUGGAGCAAGACAUCAACAUGUAUUAAUUCCACAGUUCAUUUUAGUUUAUUUUGAAGCAAAAUUACUUCUCAAAUCUUCUCUUUCUGUACAUUAAUUAGUUUUAUAGUAACACCAAAAUCGUUGUAGGCUCUCACACACCCACACACUAUUUUAUGUCGUCUAAUACACAUCUUUUUUUAGUUCUCAUUGGUGUACUUUCUUUGUUCUAUAUCUACGCUCACUUCCGGAAUUCUUGCCAAUGCCUUCAUGACUGGAACCUAAAACCACACCAGAUUUAUUCGUACCAUUUCAUGAGAAGAACACCUGACGUGCAUGAGAU
Gryllus bimaculatus (two-spotted cricket) is the source of this 2255-nucleotide messenger RNA. NCBI's taxonomy places the organism in Eukaryota, Metazoa, Arthropoda, Insecta, Orthoptera, Gryllidae. The record is from the annotation of a GenBank genome assembly.